GUUACAUACGCGUGUCAAGCGCAUGCACAGCCAAAGCUUCCUCUUGUUCCUAUGCCGUUCCGCCCGCCAUCUCUUCAACAACAGUAGUUAAUACAAUUUGAAUAUCUAUUUCUAUAACUGUACUGUGAUACGAUAUAAAAUAUGGCGGUAAUCCCGCCAGAAAUAGGAUCAGUCGUAUCUAAGAGUAUUCGCACAUGAACGUUGUUUGUAGUUUAUGUAUUAUUUUGUAAAGUAGAAAGUGAAAUCUAAGAAAACUUACAAAAAUGGGCGACAAUCAAGACUCAGAAGGAAAAGGAAAAGGAAGAGGAAAUGUUAUCUUACAAAUGAUAAAGAACAAAGAAAAAGCUGAUGCAGAGAGUUCAGCAGCCACCAGUACACCUGUAGUUCAACAUGAAACAAGGAAUAUGCCACAAACCAUUAACUUUUCUACGAUGGGAAGAGGAAGAGCCAGUUUAUUAGAUAUGGUUAAAACAAAAACAUUAGAGUCUUCAAGCACUAAACCACAAAUUAUUCCUGGUCAAGGUAGAGGGUCUAUACUUAGCCAAAUUAAACAUAGUUUGAGUGCACAACCGUUUGAACGGUCAAAUAUUCCUGCACCAUCUGAUGAUACUGCAGGAGUAUUAGGUAAAUUAUCAGAUAUGACACUAGACAGUUGCAAUACAUCUAGUGCAUCAUUCCAAAAACCUAAAUUGAUUCCUCAACAGGGAACUGGGGGAAAACCGGUGCAGUUAAGUGCAAAUUAUAUAAACCUCAAAUUGGAUGCUGGGAAAGGAUUAUUCAAUUAUGAAGUUAAGUUUAAUCCUGAUAUAGACUCUAGACCUCUUCGCAGAAAACUUCUUAAUCAACAUUUACAAGCUCUUGGACGAACCAGAGUAUUUGACGGCGUUAUGCUCUAUUUACCUCAGAAAUUACAGCAAGACAUUACCAUUUUCAAAUCUACACAUCCUUUGGAUGGGACAUCAAUAAUAUUGACUGUAAUAUAUAAAAAAGAACAAAGUAUGACGGAAAAUAUUCCAUUUUUUAAUGUUUUACUCGGCCGCGUUAUGCGAGCUCUUAGCUUAGUUCGCAUUGGUCAACAUAAUUUCAAUCCUAAGGGGAUACGUUCGGUACCGCAACAUAAGUUAGAGGUGUGGCCUGGUUACGUCACAGCUAUCAGUGAAUACGAAGGUGGUUUAAUGCUGUGUAUAGAUGCAAAACAUCGUGUUAUGCGUACAGAAACAGUACGUGAUAUCAUGAUUAAUCUGGGGAACAAACCAAACUUUAGAGAUGCUGUUAUGAAAGAAAUAGUUGGUUUGUCUGUAUUUACAAGGUACAAUAAUAGAACUUACCGUGUCGAUGAUAUUGCGUGGGACAAAGACCCAUCGUAUUCUUUUGAUAAAGGAGGACAACAAAUAACAUUAUUUGAUUAUUAUAAACAACAUUGGAAUUUAAAAAUACGAGAUCCUAAACAACCGCUAUUAGUUCAUCGUGCGAAAAUGAAAUCGCCAACGGGUGAACCACAAGAACAGUUGAUACUUUUAAUUCCGGAGUUAUGUUACAUAGCAAGUUUAACCGAUAGUAUUCGUUCAGACUUCAAAGUAAUGAAAGAUUUAGAUGUAUUGACUAAAAUGACACCUAACGCUCGUCGCGAUGUAUUUAAACAUUUCGUACAAGAAGUGCAGAAUAAUGAUAUUCCAAGAGAAAUAUUGGCUGAAUGGGGUUUACGACUGGAAUCAAAUUUAAUUGAUUUUACAGGAAGAGUUUUAGAACCUGAGGAAAUAAUCUUUGGUCAGAAUAGGAAAUUUAGACCACCAAAUCAUAAACCUGCAGAUUGGGGUUCUGUAGUUUGUAAGAAUUCUAUGUUACGAAGUCCAAAUUUAAACCAAUGGUUCGUAUUAUUUUCUCAAAGAGACACAAGGUGCUCACAAGAAUUUGUUGAUAUGUUUAAAAAAGUGUCAAAGGCAAUGGGAAUGGUUGUCAGAGAUCCACAGAUUAUUUGCCUGAGAGAUGAUAGGACGGAAACGUACCUACAAGAAUUACGCAGAAAUAUUCAGCGUAAUAUAAAUUUAAUGGUUAUUAUAUUUCCUACAAAUCGAACUGAUAGAUAUUCUGCUGUAAAGAGAGUAUGUUGCGUAGAAAUGCCUAUACCUUCUCAAGUAAUUAUGUCGAGAACUAUCUCUCGUGGUGAUAAGUUGAAAAGUAUAACAGAGAAGAUUGCUUUGCAAAUUAAUUGCAAAAUAGGCGGAGCUCUUUGGGCAUUGGCUAUACCAAUGGAUAAUUGUAUGAUAUGUGGAAUAGAUGUGUACCAUGGAGGUACUAGUCAAUCAACAAGAGGAAGUGUUGCAGGUUUUGUAGCGAGUCUUGAUAAGUUACUAACAACUUGGCACAGUAAAAUUUGUCUACAAAGUCGUCAUCAAGAGUUAGUAGACAUGCUUCAAAUUUGCUUGAUUUCAGCGUUAAAAGCCUAUUAUAAGCAUAAUAAACGUUACCCAGACCGUAUUAUUGUUUACCGAGACGGUGUUGGUGACGGUCAAAUCGACACUGUUGCUAAAUAUGAAGUGAAACAAUUGUUAGCAACAUUUAAAAAUAUAGAACCAACUUACCAGCCAACGUUAACUGUUAUAGCAAUUCAUAAACGUAUUAACACACGAUUAUUCGCAAAAUGUAACUCAGGUUUGGAAAAUCCGCUACCGGGAACAAUUGUGGAUACGUGUAUAACACGACCUUCUAUUUACGAUUUCUUUUUGGUGUCACAAAAUGUACGAAUGGGUACAGUCUCACCCACACGUUAUAUUGUUGUUUAUGACAACAAAAAUAUGAAGGCAGAGCAUAUACAACGAUUAACGUACAAGCUUUGCCACUUGUACUAUAAUUGGCCAGGCACUGUAAAAGUUCCUGCCCCUUGUCAAUAUGCUCAUAAGCUUGUUUCUCUUGUUGGACAGAAUAUACAAAUAGAACCACAUGAAACUCUUUCUGAUACGUUGUUCUACUUAUAAGUUACUUUCGUUUUUGAUAUGAUAUGAAGUUGUUAUUAACUCUUUCGUUAUUAACUACUUAGCUCUCGAAUUUAAUAAUUCUAAUUAGACUUAUUUUGAUUAUUUUGGAAUCUAUAUCUUUAUAAUUCGCCAAACAUAUAUUAAAUGAAAAUACCUCGCAUAGAAAGCUAAUAAUUUACAUACUACAAUUAAGUAGCAGAUGUUGCAAUCUAUUCAUGAUGAAAGUUUCAUGUGUCAUUUGUUUUGUACUAUAACAAAUUUUUUAUCGCCUAAUAGACCUAAUUUAUAUUACGUAAACCUAUACAAAGUCAAGAUACAUCUUUAUAUGCAUAUUUUGCAACAGUACUGAAGCAUUUGUAUAUACAGGGUGAGGCACCUAUCUCGAUCACUUCGAAUAAUUACUUAACGGUACAGUUUAUGAAAACGUUGAAACGUGGGAUUUAAAGGUAUCAGAGAGUACAUCUUAUAAGCUGUAUUUAGCAGUGUUUAGCUGACAUUGUUUAUCAAUAUGUUACGUACUCUUACUUUGAUAGAGUCGUCUACGAUUUCCGUGAUAGAAUUACGGAUAAAUAACGUAGUAGAAGUAUAAUCAUAACUAAAUUGCUUAUGUUAAACAUUUUAAUUUUUAUCAAGUGUUUAGAUACUCAAAAUGAUGGUCGAGAGAGCUGCCUCACCCUGUAUAAUAACAUUCCUUAGGAGUAUAAAGAACAACAACUUGAAGUAUAAAUUUAUUUUCUAUUUUUAGCAAGUACAAAUAUAAAAUAUUUUUAUAUUUAUUUUGUGUUAUAGGAGAAAACAGUAAUCAUAUUAUCAGUAUUCCUUUAACCCUAAGAAGACGCAGGCUGUUGAUUUCAUAGACGGCGAUGGCUAAGUCUAUUCAGAUCUUUACAUUUAUUUUUCUAUUAGGUCGUGUAGUAUGAAAUAUCGGAUUUUGCAGAAAAAAGAAAACCAUAUUACCAUGCUGCUUAUUUUGCAAAAAAACAUCACCGAAACGAAAUUUUGUAAAUCAACGCUGCAUUGUUCUUUCAUGCACAGUAUUGCCCCAAAUGCUUUGUUUAUAUUUCCAGCGAUUUUUGCAGCAUUAUUUUCAAAUUUGAAUUCAUAUAAGAAAAUUACGUGAAUGUUGGCGAUAUUCAUGUCUUCAAAAAAUGAUACAAAAAAUAGUUAUUAUGCACAAUUCGGAGACUUUUUUGCAAAAAAUUACUUUGAUAAUCGACAAUGAAACUGUUUAAGAGAUUAUAUGAAAAACAAAGAAAUAACAACAGGAGUACAAACGUUUAUGAGCAAAGAAAAUCCGACAUUUUAUAUUACACGAUCUAAUGCUUUCAAACGCAUUUCUUUGGAAUGUGUUUAUUUUCAUGUUAACACUAUAACCGUACCGGGAAACGGUCAAAUAACCGAAUUUAAAAUGCUGCGUUUUCUUUCGUUCAUUCUACUUUAUAUCAAUUUCUAUAUUGUCCGAUUAAUCAGUUUUUCAAUUUUUGUUUUUCGCUUUGUUUCUUUUUCCUGGAAGAAAAUUUAUCAUAUCUAACUUGUUUACCCUUAUUUCGUAGUCAGUUAUUUGACUAAUCACGCUAGGAAAAGUACCGGUACAGUUAGCGUUAAAGUUAGCUAUCAAAAGUUCAAAAGUUAAAUGAAGUAUGUCAAAAGCUGAGUAAAAUAAAAUAAAUUUAGACGUCGCCGUUGGAGGUUUAAGAUAUAGUAAAUUACUCGACAAAUUAGAUUUAUUAUUAAUAUUAUUUUACACUGCCUCCAACUGUAUAUUUCUUAAAAUUAUAUAAACGUAAACUCUAUAU
Molecule: messenger RNA, 4771 nt
Organism: Nomia melanderi (Alkali bee)
Lineage: Eukaryota; Metazoa; Arthropoda; Insecta; Hymenoptera; Halictidae
Gene: AGO3
Product: Argonaute 3
Molecular function (GO): RNA binding; protein binding
Source: RefSeq, a predicted model, not a curated record